AAUGGGAGGUGUAGGAAAAUCAACACUUGCUCGAGCUGUUUAUAAUGGUUUAAUUGCUGAGAAUUUUGAUAGUUUGUGUUUUCUUGAAAACGUGAGAGAAAAAUCAAACAAACAUGGGUUAGAACACCUCCAAAGCAUCCUUAUAUCACAAGUAUUAGGACAGGAGGACAUUAACUUAACAAGUAAGCAACAAGGAAUUUCAAUGAUAAAGUGUAGGCUCAAGAGGAAAAAGAUUCUCCUGAUUCUAGAUGAUGUUGACAAUCUCGGACAGUUACGAGCACUUGCUGGAGGAUGUGACUGGUUUGGCCCCGGAAGCAGAAUCAUCAUUACAACUCGGGAUAAACAAUUGUUGGCAACUCAUCAAGUUACAAGAACAUAUGAGGUGAGGGAAUUGAAUGAGAACGAUGCUCUUCGGUUGCUUACAUUGAAAGCUUUCAAAAAGGAGAAAGCUGAUCUAGAUUAUGAGUUAAUCUUGAAUCGUGUGGUAACUUAUGCUUCUGGUCUUCCAUUGGCUUUAGAAGUAAUAGGUUCCAACCUUUUUGGAAAAAGUGUGAAAGAGUGGGAAUCUGCUACCAGACAGUAUAAGAGAAUUCCUAAGAAAGAAAUCCUAGAGAUACUUAAAGUAAGCUAUGAAGCUUUGGAGGAAGAAGAGAAGGUUGUUUUUCUUGACAUUGCUUGUUGCUUCAAAGGAUAUGCAUUGAGAGAGGUAGAAGAUAUUCUUGGAGCUCUCUAUGAUGAAUGCAUGAAACAUCAUAUUGGUGUGUUGGUUGAAAAAUCUCUCAUAAAGGUUAGUCUGCUUAGUACAGUCGAAAUGCACGACCUGAUUGAGAACAUGGGUAGAAAAAUUGACCAGAAAGAAUCAGCAAAAGAGCCAGGGAAUCGCAGAAGAUUAUGGUUGCCUAAAGAUAUAAUCCAAGUUUUAAAAUACAAAAUGGGAACAGGUAAAAUUGAAAUCAUAUGUCUGGAUUUCUCCAUUUCUGAGAAUGAAGAAACAAUAGAAUGUGAUGAAAACACCUUCAUGGAGAUGGAAAACCUUAAAAUACUUAUAAAUAGAAAUGUUAAAUUUUCCAAAGUUCCCAAUUAUUUUCCAGAAAGUUUGAAAGUACUGGAAUGGCAUCGAUAUCCUUCAAAUUGUUUACCAUCUAAUUUUCAUGCCAACAAACUUGUCAUAUGCAAAUUACCUGACAGUUGCUUUGCGUCUUUUGGGUUCCAUGCCUCAUCGAAGAAGUUCGAGAAUCUAACCAGCUUGAAUUUUGACGACUGCAAACUUUUAACACAGAUACCAGACGUUUCCGAUCUCCAAAAUUUGGAGAAACUUUCUUUUGAAUGGUGUGAGAGUUUAACUGUAGUUCACAACUCAGUAGGUUUUAUGACUAAACUUAAAAUAUUGAGUGCAGAAGGUUGCUCCAGCCUUACGAGUUUUCCACCUCUUCACUUGACCUCUCUUGAAAGACUGGAACUUUCAUAUUGUUCCAGUCUUGAGAAUUUUCCAGAAAUAUUAGGAAAUAUGGGAAACAUAAAGAGACUUGAACUGGUUAAACUUGCCAUAAAAGAGUUGCCAAUUUCAUUUCAAAAUCUCACGGGACUCAAAAAUUUACUAGUGAGAUGUGAUUUCGUUCGGUUAAGUAGCAUUUUCAUGACGCCUGAACUGUCUGAUUUUAAAGUUUAUAAUUGCAAGGGGUGGGAAUGGGCAAAAUCAGAAGAGGGUGAUGGACAAGUGGGCUCAAUCGUAUCUUCAAAACUAGAUGACUUUAUUGCUCUCUCUUGCAACCUUAAUGAUGAUUUUCUUUCAGCAGGUUUCUUGCAGUUGGCUCAAGUGAGUUAUUUAUGGCUACAGGAAAGUGAUAUCACAUUCCUUCCCGAAUGCAUCAAAGAAUUUCACAACCUGCAUGUUCUUGAUGUGAGUGAUUGCAGACUUCUUCGGGAAAUCAGAGGGAUUCCACUAAACUUAAAGCAUUUCAAGGCAAAAAACUGAAUAUCAUUGACUUCCUCGGGAUCAAGCGUGUUGUUAAACCAGAAACUUCACGAGGCUGGAGGGACAGUGUUUAUCUUUCCAGGGGGAAGUGUUCCAGAGUGGUUGGGAAAACAAAGCAAGGGACCUUCAAUGUCUUUCUGGUUUCGAAAUAAAUUCCCUGCCAAAGUUCUUUGUCUUCUUAUUGCACCUGUGUUGGGCCCUUUCGACUUGGCUAUACCCAUGGUGUACAUCGAUGGCAAAAUUAGAAAGUCUCUUUUUCAUAUGAAUAAAGAAGUGAAGAUUUUGGAAUUGGAUUAUAUGUUGGGAAUCCAAGUGUGAGUUUAAGUCCCACAUUGGAGAGAAAUGAGAAAGUAGAGUGGUUUAUAAGUGGGAAGACACAUUAACUCAUUGCCUUAAGGUUUUGGGUGAAGAGUGGUGUCAACUACUUAUAAGGUUGGACUCACGUACAUAACUUAGCAAAGUUAUGUAUGUGUUGACUAUUUUCCAAAAGUUUGACUUUUGAGAGAAGAUAGUGGAAAAUACAGGACAACAGCUAAUUACUGUUUCGCCCUUGAUUCUGUAUUCCUUUACAUUUCACUCUUCUAAUUUAAGUUUUAUACAAAGUUUGAUUCCCCUUACAGUCCCAACACGUUAACAAUUAUCACUCCAGACUUUGUUCCAAUGGCGACUCCAAGUUCCCGUAGAUUCACGUACAAUGUGUUCCUCAGCUUUAGAGGGGAAGACACUGGUUAUGGUUUCACUGGUUAUCUCUACAAAGCUCUCUGUGACAGGGGACUUCACACUUUCAUGGAUGAUGACAAACUUCAAAGAGGAGAGGAAAUCACACCAGCGCUUCUGAAAGCAAUUGAAGAGUCUAGGAUUGCCAUCGUUGUGCUCUCUCACAACUAUGCUUCUUCCUCCUUCUGUUUGGAUGAACUUGUAACCAUCCUUCACUGCAAGAGUAAAGGGUUGUUGGUUAUACCAGUGUUUUAUGAGGUGGAUCCUUCUUAUGUCAGACAUCAGAAAGGUAGCUAUGCAGAAGCAUUGGCUAAGCAUGAAAAGAGGUUCAAAGAGCAGAAGGAGAAGUUACAAAAAUGGAAGAUGGCUCUGCGUGAAGUUGCUGACUUGUCUGGCUAUCACUUGGGAGAUGGGGAUGAAUACCAGUACAAGUUUAUUGGGAGCAUUGUUGAACGGGUUUCCGGAGUGAUUAAACUUACUCCUUUACUUGUUCCGGAUUACUUAGUUGGCCUACCGUCACAGGUGCUGGAAGUCAAGAAACUUUUGGAUGUUGGAUCGGAAGAUGUUGUCCACAUGAUAGGGAUCCAUGGAAUGGGUGGGUUAGGGAAAACAACACUCUCUCUAGUAGUUUAUAAUUCGAUUGCUGCUUAUUUUGAUGAAUCAUGUUUUCUUCAAAAUGUAAGAAAAAAUUCAAACAAAAAUAGGUUACAUCUCCUCCAAAGCAUCUUUCUUUCAAAAAUGCUUAGUGAGAAGAAUAUCAUCUUAACAAGUUGGCAAGAAGGAGCAUCAAUGAUACAGCAGAGGCUGGGGCGAAAGAAGGUUCUCUUGAUUCUAGAUGAUGUUGACGACAGAGAGCAGUUACAAGCAUUUGCUGGAAGAGCUGAUUGGUUUGGUCCCGGCAGCAGGGUUAUCAUUACCACUCGGGACGAACAGCUGCUAAAAUCUCAUGGGAUUAAAAGAACUUAUGAGAUGGAGGCAUUGAAUUUUGAUGAUUCUCUUCAAUUGCUUAUAUGGAAUGCUUUCGAAAGGGAAAAAGUUGAUCCAAGUUACGAGGACGUGUUGAAACGUGUAGUAACUUAUGCUUCUGGUCUUCCAUUGGCUUUAAAAGUAAUAGGUUCCAACUUGUAUAGCAAAAGUGUAGAAGAAUGGGAGUCUGCGAUUGAACAUUACAAAAGAAUUCCAAACGGUGAAAUUCUAGAGAUACUUAAAGUAAGCUACGUUGCUUUGGGGGAAGAAGAAAAAAGCGUCUUUCUUGACAUCGCCUGUUUCUUUAAUGAAAGUAGUUUGGAAGAAGUUGAAAAUAUACUUGAUGUUCUUUAUGAUAACGACAUGAAACAUCAUAUUGGGGUGUUGGUGGAUAAAUCUCUCAUAGGUUUUUGGAGGGAUGGAGAAGAUUAUAUUGAUAUGCACGACUUGAUUGAGGACAUGGGUAGACAUAUUGAAUGGCAAAAGUCACCCGAAGAGCCAGGGAAGCGCAGGAGAUUAUGGUUAAAGAAAGAUAUCCUUCAUGUUUUAAAACACGACAAGGGUACUAGCAAAACUGAAAUCAUAAUCCUGGAUUUCGAUUGGUCUAUAUAUGAGCGAGAAAAAACGGUAGAAUGGAAUCCCAACGCCUUCAGAAGAAUGAAAAACCUUAAAAUACUUAUCAUUAGAGAUGGUAAAUUUUCCAAAGGUCCCAAUUAUUUUCCGGAAAGUUUGAGAGUACUGGAAUGGCAUGGAUACCCUUCAAAUUCUUUACCAUCAAAUUUUGAUCCGAGCAAUCUUGUGACAUGCAAGCUACCUCACAGUCAUUUUACGUCAUUUGAAUUCCUUGACUCAUCAAAGAAGUUCGAGAAUCUAUCUGUCUUGAAUUUUGACUGCUGCAAAUUUUUGACAAAGAUACCAGAUAUGUCUGAUUUCGUAAAUUUGGAGGAAGUUUCAUUUAACAGGUGUGAGAGUUUAGUUGCAGUUCACGACUCAAUUGGUUUAAUGAGUAAACUUAAAAUAUUGCAGGCGGAACAUUGCAUCAAGCUUACGAAUUUUCCACCUCUCAACUUGCCCACUCUUGAAAGCCUAAAACUUUCAUUUUGUUCCAGUCUUGAGAAAUUUCCAGAAAUACUAGAAAAGAUGGAAAACAUAAGGAAACUUGUAUUGGAGAAGCUUCCCAUUAAAGAAUUGCCACUGUCGUUUCAAAAUCUUAUUGGACUCGAAGAGUUAUUCUUGUCAUCAUGUAAAAUUGUUCACUUGCCUAACUUGUCUACUUUGAGUGUUACUGAAGAUAACGGAGGCUCAAUGGUUCCUUCAAAGUUAGAGUGUUUUUCAGCACAGUCUUGCAACCUGAAUGAUAACUUCUUUUCGGCAGGUUUCAUGCAGUUGGCACAAGUGCGUAUUUUAAGUCUACGGGACAAUAAUUUCAAACACCUUCCUGAAUGCAUCAAAGAAUUUCACAACCUCAACGAGCUUGAUGUGAGUUAUUGCAAACAUCUUGAGGAAAUAAGAGGGUUUCCACCAAAAUUAGAACAUUUCACUGCAACAAACUGUAUAUCUUUGACUUCCACCAGCUUAGACAUGUUGCUAAAUAAGGAACUAUACGAAUCUAGAAAAUCUUGGUUCUGGUUUCCAGGAGCAAGGUUUCCAGAGUGGUUUGAUCUCAAGAGCAGUGGACCUUCAUGUUCUUUCUGGUUUCGUAAUAAGUUUCCUGCCAGAGUUCUUUCUCUUCUUAUUAUACAUAUGAAUAAAAAUGAUAACUUAAGUAUCUUUUACCCUGCUGUGUACAUUAAUGGGAAAUCUCAAACAGACGCAAGCAUGUAUUUGAUGGAGCAGACGAAAUUUGAAUUCGAUCUAACAUACUUCUCUGAUCUAAAAAUGUAUGGUAAUUUGCAUGAACAACCUUCAGAAAAGGAAUGGAAUCACGUGAAGGUUAAAUAUAAUAUUUCUAUAGGUGCCUCUAUAGUUAAAGCAACAGGAAUCCAUGUAUUCGAGGAAAACAAGAAAGACAUUCGGUUUGAUGAUCCUUAUAUCAUGGAAGAUAUCAUGGAAGAAGAAGAAAAGAGGAAGAAAAGGAAGAAGGAGAAGAAGAAGAGGAAGAAAAAGAAGAAAAGGCAGAAGAAGAAGAAAAUAGCAUCAUGGAAGACACCAUGGAAGAAGAAGGAAGAAGAGGAAAAAGAAGAAAACUGCAUCAGGAAUCCAUGUAUUCAAAGAGGAAAACAGCAUCAUGGAAGCAAUUCGGUUUGAUGAUCCUUAUACCAACAACAAAUAAGACAAAGAUCUUUUUCUUUUUCUUUGUGCUUUUGUUUUUUACUUUAUUUACUAGCCUCAGCACCAACCCAACUUGAGUAUGAGUGGGAUAUUUCCAUUUUUAAUAUAUAUAUA
Messenger RNA from Vigna angularis (adzuki bean), 6043 nucleotides. RefSeq names its product disease resistance protein Roq1-like. Gene Ontology annotation, biological process: signal transduction; defense response. Lineage: Eukaryota; Viridiplantae; Streptophyta; Magnoliopsida; Fabales; Fabaceae. The record is from RefSeq and is a predicted model, not a curated record. The coding region runs from base 2636 to 5905 and encodes 1089 amino acids. The transcript has 8 exons. Gene Ontology annotation, molecular function: ADP binding; protein binding.